AUGGAUUUAAUUCACAAGUUCUUGAACAUUGUAUUUCCACUGAUAUCACUGAUAACUAUACCUCCAUUUUUGGUGUUCAAAUCUAUAAAUUUCAUUGUGAAAUGGGUAUGCAGCGAAACCGAGAAUGUGGCCGGAAAGGUUGUUCUCAUCACCGGAGCAUCUUCUGGCAUUGGAGAGCAUCUUGCUUAUGAGUAUGCCAAAAAAGGAGCUUGUUUAGCCUUGGUCGCCAGAAGAGAGGACUGUCUCCAGGUGGUUGCCGGGAAGGCCCAGGAGCUUGGCUCUCCUGAUGUGAUCAGUAUCCGUGGAGAUGUUUCAGAGGUUGAUGAUUGUAGAAUAUUUGUUGCUGAAGCAAUGAACCACUUUGGAAGAUGUGUAAAAAAAAUGGGUUUCUUCUACGAUUUGAACCAUACGAUUCCAAUGCUUGAUGACUUCAAUGCAACAGUGGAUCAUCUGGUGAACAAUGCUGGGAUAGCUCCAGUCUGUAUGUUUGAAGAUUACGCAGAUGUCACUAAUCAUGCUUCAGUUAUGAACAUAAACUUUUGGGGUUCAGUUUAUAGUACCCACUUUGCAAUUCCACACCUAAGAAAGAGCAAAGGGAAGAUCAUUGUGAUUUCUUCAUGUGCUGGAUGGUUACCCACUCCAAGGCUAAGCUUAUACAGUGCAAGCAAGGGAGCUCUAAUAAGCUUCUAUGAGACACUCAGAACUGAGGUUGGUUCAGAUAUUGGGAUAACAAUUGUGACUCCUGGGUUGAUUGAAUCAGAAAUUACACAAGACGAGUUUCUAACAAAGGCUAAACUGAAAAUCAUCCCAAGGUUGUCGACAGAAAGGUGUGCUGAGGCAAUUUUGAACAGCACAUGCCGCGGAGAGAGGUACUUGACAGAGCCGGCUUGGACCAGAGUCAUGAUGUUAUGGAGAUUGUUGUGUCCUGAGGUACACGAUGGGUGUAACCACUUCUUCUUGAUCGAUAGGCCAAACCAUGAAAGAAUGAUGCAAAACAACAGGAUCCAGGAUCAAAGUGCAGAAAGGAACUACGUCAACCGGACUUCAGUUGUCUCUCUCGAGUUCAAGGCAGACUAA
Messenger RNA from Ilex paraguariensis (yerba mate), 1077 nucleotides. NCBI's taxonomy places the organism in Eukaryota, Viridiplantae, Streptophyta, Magnoliopsida, Aquifoliales, Aquifoliaceae. The record is from the annotation of a GenBank genome assembly.